CAGACAAACACUAUUAGACAGUAAUUGGCCCCUCUGAUGAAACUUUGGGCUUCAAUUAAUUCACAGGAAAUGAGAGAGUUGUGGCAUAAUUUUAUUCAUACAGUUGUACACAACAGAGCGAAACAUGGUUGUGACUCUUCUUAUAACUUCAGUUCUCUGAAACAAGCAUGCUUUCUGCCAAAUUCCCAAAUUAUCAAUUCAUCCUGUAAACUCAAAGAUGGCUAUUUGUACAGUAAUUAAAAUCACCACACAUCCCUGGGGCCUCAUUUAUAAAAUGUUGCGUAGAAACUGUCCUACAUUUGAUCUAAGAUAAUUUCUCAAAUGUGCAUACGAGUGAUUCUGAGAAGAUGAAUGUAUGCACAAAAAACGAGUAUGCACAAAAACCAAACAUACAUCCAAAAAAAAAAACGAGAGUACACAAAAACCAAAUGUACGUUCAAAAAACAAGUGCGCACAAAAAAUGAACGUGUCCAAAAAAACGAGUACACACAAAAAACAAAAGUACAUCCAAAAAAAUGAGUACGCACAAAAACCGAACGUAUGUUUAAAAAAAACGAGAGUAUGCACAAAAAACAAACGUACGUCCAAAGAAACGAGCACGCACAAAAAAAACCGAACGUACAUCCAAAACAACAAUUACGCACAAAACCUGAACAUACGUCCAAAAAAUGAGCGUACGCACAAAAACCAAAUGUACGUUCAAAAAAACGAGAGUACACACAAAAAAAUUAACGUACGUCCAAAAAAACAAGUACGCACAAAAAAAAAUGAAGGUACGUCCAAAAAAACGGGUACGCACAAAAAGCGAACGUACGUCCAAAACAACAAUUACGCACAAAAACUGAACAUACGUCCAAAAAAAAUGAGUAGCCUAUGCAGAAAAACCGAACGUACAUCCAAAAAAAAAAAAAACACGAGUACGCACAAAAACCAAACGGACAUCCAAAAUAACGAGAGUACACACAAAAAACAAACGUAUAUCCAAAAAAGCGAGUACACACAAAAAAACGAAUGUACGUCCAAAAAAACGAGUACGCACAAAAACCGAACGUAUGUUUAAAAAAAACGAGAGUAUGCACAAAAAACAAACGUACAUCCAAAGAAACGAGUACGCACAAAAAACGAACGUACAACCAAAACAACAAUUACGCACAAAACCUGAACAUACGUCCAAAAAAAGAGUACACACAAGAAACAAACUUAAGUCCAAAAAACGAGCGUACGCACAAAAACCGAAUGUACGUUCAAAAAAACGAGAGUACACACACAAAAAACAAACGUACGUCCAAAAAAACAAUUACGCACAAAAACUGAACAUACGUCCAAAAAAAAAAUGAGUAGCCUAUGCAGAAAUACCGAACGUACAUCCACAAAAAAAAAAAAAAAAAUCACGAGUACGCACAAAAACCAACGGACGUCCAAAAAAACGAGAGUACACACAAAAAACAAACAUAUAUCCAAAAAAACGAGUACACACAAAAAAAAUGAACGUACGUCCAAAAGAACGAGUACACACAAAAACCGAACAUACGUUUAAAAAAAACGAGCAUAUACGCACAUAAACGAGCGUAUGCACAAAAACACAAACUCUCUCAUAGUUUGUUGAUUAACUCUAAAGUAAAAUUAUUUCACAAGCAAGAGGAUAACAAAUAAGUUAUGCAUGAAUAAAAAUGUAUAUUUUUAGCCAUUUUUUAAAUCCCAAAUCCUGUGUAAUAGCAAAAUAAUUAGAAGAAGAAGAAGAAGAAGAAGUAGUUUUACUUAUAUAGUGCCUUUCCACAAGCUCAAAGUCGAUAUAUUUCCAUUUCAAUUUAUUUUUAAGGAUAACACCCUUGAGAUGAACCAUCUCGUUUUCGAGGCGUUCCCCAACACAAAAUAAACACAAAACACCAAUUAGAUAGCCUAUAUUAGAUUAUGAUACCGUCUGUACUAAUAAUGGUUUGUGUUCUGAUUAUUUAUUUGCACAAAACCUUCUAAUAAGAUAAUGUAAACAUUGCAUGAAUCGUUGAAUGUGAUGAUAUGCGCGCGUCAGAGCAGAGUACAUCUGAAGCAGAAACUGACACGCGCAUGCGUCCGGGAGGAGAAGCUGAGCGGACAGAUAAUGCGCGCGUGAACGAGAGCCGGUGUUAGUCUUUUCUGGACACCAAUGGUGAAGAGCUCAUGGGCUCUGAAUUGGUGGAGAUGGGAAAACGUCCACCGCAGAAUGAUGAAAACACCACCGGAGUGCAGAACACUGGCCCCGGCGCUCACAUGUCGGGAAGUGUGAGCACUCAAACCCUCGGCUCGUUAAAUGCUCCCUCAAACGCCUGCUGCUUCUGCUGGUGCUGCUGCUGCAGCUGCUCCUGUCUGACAGUACGCUCUGCUAAGGAGGAAAGAAUUAUGACGACAAUCUCAGAAGAACAAGAGGAGGCUGAUAUCAACCCGACGCCUCAGCUCACUCUGGAGGAGGUUCGUGCGUGGGGAGAGUCAUUUGAGCGCUUAAUAAAAAGUGCACAAGGUCGUGCGCACUUCCAACAGUUUCUGAAGACUGAGUUUAGUGAAGAAAACCUGAACUUCUGGCUAGUCUGUGAGAGUCUAAAGAAAGAGACCAACAAAACCACGGUAGAACAGACUGUGAAACAAAUAUUUGAGGACUACGUUUCUGUAUUGUCACCUAAAGAGGUGAGUCUGGACUCACGUGUACGUGAAGUGAUCAACAGGAACAUGCAGGAACCCUCAUCAUGCACGUUUGACGAGGCACAGCAGCAGAUCUACAUGCUCAUGCAGCGAGACUCCUACCCACGAUACAUGAACUCCAGCAUGUACGCAGAACUCAUACAGAGCCUUGAAGAGCCCACUGAGUCCUAACAUACACACAUGAAUGUACACAGUUCAGACACAGGCCUAACACACUUCCCUGUAGACCUGGUAGAUCCCUUUGGCCCUGUUUACACGUACCUUUCAUCCCAGGUGAUCGGGUCAGCCAAGACAGAUCGGCAUACGCAUCUGGUAUUUACACGAUUCUCAAAUGCAUCUCCCUCGACUAGUUGUUAUUGAAUUUAGUUGACAGAAGGGUCUCCGAUUUUGUGCUACAUACAUCAUAGUUACAGCAAAAACAGCCACAACAUCAAAAUGCAUGUCUAAUAUUGUGUCGGUCCCCCAAAACAGCUUUGAUGCAUCGAAGCAUAGCCUCCUCAAGACCUCUGAAUGUGUCCUGUGGUUCAGGAAUGGUUUGAGAGUUCAAGGUGUUGCCUUAGCCUUCAAAUUUCCCAGAUCUCAAUCCGAUUGAGCAUCUAUGGGAAGCUCUGGACCAACAUAUCUGAUCCACGGAGGCCCCACCUCACUGGACCCAAAGGACCUGCUGCUAAUGUCUUGGUGCCACAAACCAAAGAUGGAAACUCUUGGACUCGAGUCGUACUUAAAGGGUUAGUUCACUCAAAAAUGAAAAUUCUGUCAUUAAUUACUCAGCGUCAUGUCGUUCCACACCCAUCUUCGAAACACAAAUUAAGAUAUUUUUGAUAAAAUCCAAUGGCUUGUGAGGCCUGCAUUGAGAGCAAGUUAACUUAGACUUUCGAACGCCCAGAAAGCUACUAAAGAUAUAUUUAAAACAGUUCAUGUGACUACAGUGGUUCAACCUUAAUGUUAUUAAGCGACAAGAAUACUUUUUGUGUGCCAAAAAACAAAAUAACGACUUUAUUCAACAAUAUAAUAGUGAAGGGUGAUUUCAAAAUACUCCUUCAUGAAGCUUCGAAGCUUUACGAAUCUUGUGUUUUGAAUCAGUGGUUCGGAGACUCUGAUUGAAUUAUUGCAUGUUACGCCCAAAACACACCCAUGACUCAUUAAAAGACGAGGUAAAACCCUUUUGGACCGUGCGCCUGUCAUUAAACUAGCAAAAGUGGAUUCAGACACGUCCUAAGUGCACCUGCGCCUUGUGCUUAGAUCGUUAAAAUAGGGCCCUUUGUGUGCUUUAUUAGACAUUUUUGAAGUAGAAAUCACUUUUGAUAUUUCUAAACACUGUUAAUUACAAUAACUAGCUGAAAGAACUAUUGCUAAAAAUAGAACAAAGACUGGAGACUUGACUUGGCCUUUAGGGACUUGUCUGCCACAAACCACCGGACACGUCCAGAGGUCUUCUGGAGUCCAUGACCCGAUGCACCAGAGCUGUCCUGACAGCACACGACCUACACAAUAAUAUGCAGGUGGUUUUAAAGCUGUGGCUGAUCAGUAUACUAUAUAUUGGGAUAAAAAGUGUCAUUUUUGAUGUUAAAAUAGUCUCUCUUUUUUUAAGCAUCCCAGCCACCCCGGCCACGAACAAAUGGCGGACGUUUGGUGCAAGAAUGUUUGUCCGACUCAUGUCAGAUAGGAAUGUUUGCAUUUAAUCAUUUAUCAGUGUUUCUCAACCCCAGUCCUCAUGACCGCCCAGAAUGUUUUAGAUGUCUCCCUAUUCAACACAUUAAGAAGCUGAUGAUCCGAAUGUGUUUAUUUAGUGAGACAUCUAAAACAUUCUGGGAGGCGACAGGACUGAUGCUCUGAAACACUAAUGCCAGACAUAGCCAACAUUUUCUGUGAAGUCUUGUCCAUAUACAGCGCUGCCGUGAUGACGUAUUUUUGUAGGCCAACCCGGAAGUGAGCAUCACACUGGUUCCCUCGACAAAAUCCCAAUAGGAGUUUCCCAUUGUCUUUUGGAUUAUUGCAGAAAAUAAGGUCUGUGUGACGAUUAUUGCACAGACUUAUGAGUUUUGAAACGUAAAUACAAUCGGCAGAAGUCAAAAGCUAAAUGUAGGGUAUAAACGAACUACACCAUGGUCACAUGACUUCAACGUCACCAUCAAUAAGCUUCCGACAACUCUUUCAGUCUCUGUUUAAAAACAUCUUACAUUAAAGAUGGAGUUAGAAUAGUUUGCAAGAGCACAAACACAAUGAGGCUGUGAAAAUCCCAUUCAAAAAACCCAUUGACUUCAGUAUGAUGGAACCGGAAAUGCUAAAAUACUCCUUUCCAGGUUUUAUCCUACUAAAAUAUAUCAUCCCUGGACCACUCUAUAUAUGUCACUCAGACAGAAGUGCUAUUAAAAAAGUUGUUGCACUGUUCAUAGUUCAAUUUUUAUUUCAAAUAAGAUAUUCUCAUAUUUCUGUCUGCACGGAUAUACACUUAAAAUGGCAGAACCGUAAUUGUGCCUUGCCUCACAUACUAGGAUAGGCUAGUGUCAUUAAAAACUGGUGCUUUCAAUUAGUUUCAGUCUAGAUGAUUUACAAUUUAUAUGUGAGAUAAGAAGAAUAGAUCUUACACCUACACACACCAAAGCAUCGAUCUACGGAGAUCAACUCAACAUUUUAUCUGUCUAGGACUUGAUGUUUUUAAAUGCAAUUAAUGCAUUUGAUAAAUUUAUGUAUACUGUAUAAACUGUACAAAAAGAGAUAAAUAACAAUAAAGUAAAAUAAACACAAACAAA
This is a messenger RNA of Ctenopharyngodon idella (grass carp), 5426 nucleotides long. RefSeq names its product regulator of G-protein signaling 20. The record is from RefSeq and is a predicted model, not a curated record. The transcript has 5 exons. Bases 2158 to 2844 code for a protein of 228 amino acids. NCBI's taxonomy places the organism in Eukaryota, Metazoa, Chordata, Actinopteri, Cypriniformes, Xenocyprididae.